AUCAAAUCUCACUCCACCACCUCUUCUCUUCCUCUCUCUCUCUCUCUCUCUCCCCCCCUUUUCAACAAUUCCUAACAAUUUCAAGAGAGGAAAGAGCAAUCAGAUCAAAUGUUUUUCCUUUCUAAAGAGACAUGAACAUAGAGUGGAGGUCCCUAACCUUGUUCACGUUCUUCAUCUCGUUGGCUUCGACCUCUUGGAUCGUAGCUCAGGACGACAGCGAUGAACCGGCAGCACCGCCCCCGGCAGAAGAGAACUGUAAUGGCGUAUUCAUAUCUUACGAAUUUAAUUCCAGGAGGAAGGAGUUCCCCCGCUUGAAGAACGCCUCGGCCCAGGCAUGGGCCUUCAAUUCAACCGUCACCGUGACUAACACUGGCACGGUCGAGGUUCAGGGAUGGAAGAUUUUCAUUGGUUUCCAGCAUAAAGAGAUCUUGGUUUCUGCUACCGGAGCGGUCCUGGCGGAUACUGAGGAUUUUCCUGCUGAUGUUGGGAAUGGGACUUACCUCACUGGGUACCCCCAGACGGAUCUCAAGACUUCCAUCGAGACCGCAGGAGACAUCAGUCAGAUCCAGGCAGAGAUACAGCUGAUGGGGACCCAGUUCGGUGUGAAGCCGCCCAAGGUCCCAAUGCCUAAGACCAUUCGGCUCGAUGUCGACGGAUUCAAAUGCCCUGCACCGACAACUCGCAAGACAUCAAUGUAUGCUUGCUGCGUUCGGGAUCCAAAACAUAAAGUGAAAAAGCUAAAGACGAAGCUGUUGCUGCGUCAGAAGGGCGACCUAUCCUUCACCUACGAUGUAAUUCAAGCCUACGAGGGAAAUUAUCUGGCUCAGGUCACGAUGGAAAACGAUAAUGCCUUAGGACGCCUCGACCACUGGAACUUGACGUGGGAAUGGAUGAGAGGCGAGUUCAUCUACACAAUGCGAGGAGCUUAUACUCACAAGAUCGACUAUUCCGACUGCAUCUAUGGCCAAGCCGCCCAGCACUACGAGAGCCUCGACUUCUCGCAGGUCAUGAACUGCGAGAAGAGGCCGGUCAUCGGUGAUCUCCCCCGUGAGAGGGCAAAUGAUACAAAGACCGGGAAGUUGCCGUACUGUUGCCGGAACGGGACCCUGCUACCAACCAUCAUGGACCCCAGCCAGUCAAAGUCCGUAUUCCAACUCCAGGUCUACAAGCUACCACCAGAUUUGAACCGCACGGCUCUUCACCCGCCUGAGAGGUGGAAAAUCGUUGGACUACUGAACCCGGACUACAAUUGCGGGGCUCCAAUCCAUGUCGAAGCGAGUGAAUUCCCCGAUCCAAGUGGGCUGCAGGCCACGACAACCGCAAUCGCCAGCUGGCAGGUCGUGUGCAACAUCACGAAGCCUACCCAGACGACAUCGCACUGCUGUGUCUCAUUCUCUGCAUACUAUAACAGCUCCGUCAUCCCGUGUAACACGUGUGCAUGUGGAUGCAGCGAUGAUGACACAUGUAACAAGGACGCUUCGGCUAUGCUCCUCCCGUCAGAGGCCAUCCUGGUGCCCUUCGCGAACCGGUCGGCUAAGGCAGUGGCCUGGGCGAAAAUCAAGCACUUCCACAUCCCACGUCCUUUGCCUUGCGGGGACAACUGCGGGGUCAGCAUGAACUGGCACUUAUACUCGGACUACCAGAAUGGGUGGUCGGUACGAAUCACGCUGUUCAACUGGGAAAGAGUGAAUUUCGAGAACUGGUUCGCAGCCAUCCAGAUGAAGAAAGCUGCCCAGGGAUUCGAGAAAGCGUACUCCUUCAAUGGAACUCUAUUCAAGGACCUCAACAACACCAUCUUCCUCCAGGGUUUGCCGGGUCUGACCUAUAUCAUGGGCGAGACCAAUGGGACCAAUCCGAAGGUAAACCCGCCGGUCCCUGGGAAGCAACAGUCAGUGAUCUCGUUCAAGAAGAAGCUCACCCCGGGGCUCAACAUCGCAAAAGGAGACGGGUUCCCUUCAAGAGUUCUUUUCAAUGGUGAAGAAUGCUCACUUCCUACUUACAUUCCUGUUGGGAACGGACCAAGAAAUUUUGUCAGUGUGGAGCAAAUUAUAUUGCCCGUGCUGCUUUUUAGUUUUGUAUUGCUAAAUUCUCACUGGUAGUACAUAAUUUUCUUUCUGUUUUACUUUUCAUUUUUUAAAAUUUUUUUCCAGUCAAUAGACAGUUCAGUUACGAAGUUCAAAAGGUAGCUCACUUGUAUAAAGACCGUUGACGAUAUUCAUAUCUUUUUUGGGGUGAAAUACGGGUAGUUCAAUCAUUUGUAUUUCGAGAGCCGAAUUCGAAUGGGCAUUUUAGACGAAUUUAUGAGGUUUAUAUUA
This is a messenger RNA of Punica granatum (pomegranate), 2315 nucleotides long. NCBI's taxonomy places the organism in Eukaryota, Viridiplantae, Streptophyta, Magnoliopsida, Myrtales, Lythraceae. The record is from RefSeq and is a predicted model, not a curated record.